Molecule: messenger RNA, 1566 nt
Organism: Drosophila ananassae
Lineage: Eukaryota; Metazoa; Arthropoda; Insecta; Diptera; Drosophilidae
Product: ATP-dependent RNA helicase glh-4-like
Exons: 2
Coding region: 39-476 (145 amino acids)
Molecular function (GO): nucleic acid binding; zinc ion binding
Source: RefSeq, a predicted model, not a curated record
UUGAGACCCGUAAAUGGAAAAGUGGUGAAUCGUUUUCAAUGUACUUCAACAGCAAGGUGGAAUUGGCUAAGAGUAUCCUGUUAACAGAAAGAGAAUUUAUUCAAUAUGUAAUCUAUGGGAUACCAGAUCGUCAAAUUCGCACAACAGCCAAUAUGAUGCGUUUUAAAACAAAGGAGGAUUUGCUAUCAUCAUUAUUGCUUGCCGAGUUACCACCAGUUCGUCCAGCGGGAUCAUUGAAUGUUAACUCAAAGCCAAAUGAGGAGGCCAAGGGAAAUCUGAACGAGAAGCAGAAACUUCGUUGUUACAACUGCAACUGUGGGGGUCAUAUGGCAGCAAACUGCCGAAAGCCGAAACGAGAAGAGGGUGCUUGCUAUGGCUGCGGUAAGAUGGAUCAUAAGGUUGCAGAUUGUACCGAAAACAAGAAAAAGAAGGAUCCAACUAAUAGUUAUGGAAGUUCUGAUUAUAGUGUCUCAUAGAUUCUGGAAGUCCUGUCAGUCUUAUUAAAAAGUCAUUUGUUCCGGCUGAUGUCAAAAUGAAAUCUGCGUCAGAAGCUGUGUAUUUUGGUUUAAAUAACAGUAAAUUAAUUACAAAUGGAAGAAUUUUUGCGUUAAUUAAAAUUUUCAAUAAAGUAACACGACUUGAAAUGUUGGUCGUUCCUAAUGAAUCCAUGAGAAAUUCUAUUUUAUUGGGCAGAGAUUUUCUAAACUUAAGUGGAGCCAAAUUGAUAUGGAAUAAAAGUGACGAAAGCGAUGAGAUAGAUAAUCCUGUGGAAAAUAUUGAUAAUGAACUGCAGGAAAAAGAAUUUGCUAUGUGUACCGAUGAUUUUGAAAAGAACAUUUUUACAAUUGAAUACGAAACAAAUGAUAUUGAUAUAAACAUUGGAGAAAAUUUAUCGAAUAUAGAAAAAACUCAAUUCAAUGACUUGUUUGAGAAAUAUUAUACCACCCCUGUACGACCAAAUGAGCCAGAAACAAAAUGCGAAAUGAAAAUAAUUACAAAUGAACUCAAACCUUUCAGUUGUAAUCCAAGACGUUUGUCUUAUGCUGAGAAAAAAGAAUUACAGAAGAUUUUAGAUGAAUUUGUUGAGAAGGGAUACAUCAGACCCAGUGAUUCUGAAUUCGUGUCACCGAUAGUUCUGGUAAAAAAAGCGUCAGGCGAACUUAGAAUGUGCAUCGAUUUUAGGAAAUUGAAUAAAAUGACAGCAAAGGAUAGUUACCCCAUACCGCUUAUUGAUGACUUGUUAGACCAAUUGUCAGGGAAAAAAUGGUUUACCAAACUAGAUUUGAAAAACGGGUUUUACCAUGUUUUUAUGCAUGAAGAUUCGAUACGAUACACAUCUUUUACGACACCUUUAGGGCAAUUCGAAUAUUUAAGAAUGCCAUUUGGGCUUAGAAAUGCACCUUCAACAUUCCAAAGGUUUGUCAACAAAAUUUUCAAUGAUUUAAUUAAAGAAGGAAAGGUGAUUGUAUACUUAGACGACAUAAUGAUCGCGACCGAAGAUUUAGAAACACAUUUUGAGAUUUUAAAAGAAGUUUUUAAAAGGCUGGUUAGGAAUAAACUCGAGCU